AUGGAGAUCAUUGAACCAACUGCACCAAAGCGCCCCGAUCCGAUCUCAAUCUCCCCGCUACUUCAGCGACUGGCCUACCCCCCCACAGCAGACCUUCGAGUAAGCGCAGAGAAGAUUGCCGAGGUCGGCGCGGAUGAGAUUGCUGCAGCUUUUGCAUUGAUCUUCGAGGAUCGACUGUCUCAUGUUCAGACUGCUGCACUCUUGACCUUGCUCCACUCAACCGGCAAAGACCGGGAUCCUGCGGUAAUUGCGAAAUGUUCUCAAGGUAUGCGAGAUGCAGCUUGCCAGGUCGAAAAGGGCGCUAUGAAGAAGAUUAUCAAGGCUCGUGGGAGAAAAGAAGGAAACUAUCAAGGUGGAUUGUGUGAUAUUGUCGGAACUGGCGGAGAUUCUCACUCUACUUUCAACAUUUCUACAACCUCGUCAAUUGUUGCAUCGCCACUCUUGAUGACCGCCAAACAUGGCAACCGUGCCCAGACCUCGUUCUCUGGAUCUGCGGAUGUUCUCCAGUCCAUUGUGCCUAUUGCACCCAACAUUGAUGCCGUAAACGCCGAGAAUCUGCACAAGGUGUAUGAGAAGACUAACUAUUCGUUCCUUUUUGCCCCCAACUUCCACCCUGGGAUGAUGCAUGCCAACCCGGUUCGCCGCGGCCUUGGUCUCCGAACUAUCUUUAACCUUAUGGGUCCCUUGGCAAACCCUAUUGACUGGGCAAUCGAAGCUCGUGUCGUCGGUGUAGCUUAUCAGAGUCUUGGUCCUGUUUUUGUCGAAGCUCUCAGACAAAGUGGCGCGAAAAAGGCUCUCGUUGUCUGUGGCCAAGAGGACAUGGACGAGAUUAGCUGUGCCGGUCCAACCAACUGCUGGAGACUUUCUGAAUACCCCAACCCUGCCUACAAGGAGUCAGAUGACGGAGAUGAUUCGAGUGACGAGGAAGACCACAACCCUCGUACGCUGGUGAAGCUCGAUACUUUCCAGCUUACGCCGUCAGACUUCGGUCUCCCUAGUCACCCUCUGUCCUCUGUGUACGGACGCAAGAUGCCUAAGGAUAACGCUGCCAAGCUCAUGAGCAUCCUCCGCAACGAGCUUCCACGGGGCGACCCCAUUCUGGAGUUCGUUUUCAUGAACGUUGCAGCUCUCCUAGUUACCUCCGGUGUCUGUGAAGCCAAUACUAGCAACAUGGGCCCUGGCGAUGAUGGCAAGGUCAUUACCGAGCGUGGUCCUGGAGGCGGACGUUGGAAGGAAGGUGUCCGCCGUGCCCGCUGGGCAAUUGAGAGCGGCGAGUCUUUGAAGUGCCUGGAGCAGUUCAUUGAGGUCAGCAACUUGCUUUGA
This is a messenger RNA of Penicillium antarcticum, 1323 nucleotides long. RefSeq names its product anthranilate phosphoribosyltransferase. The coding region runs from base 1 to 1323 and encodes 440 amino acids. Gene Ontology annotation, cellular component: cytosol. Gene Ontology annotation, molecular function: anthranilate phosphoribosyltransferase activity. The record is from RefSeq and is a predicted model, not a curated record. NCBI's taxonomy places the organism in Eukaryota, Fungi, Ascomycota, Eurotiomycetes, Eurotiales, Aspergillaceae. The transcript is spliced from 2 exons. Gene Ontology annotation, biological process: L-tryptophan biosynthetic process.